AUGCUUCCACAAACAGAAGCCCUGAUACGAACUGGGCCGGUCUUUCAUAUGUUUAUAACAGCUAGACAAAAGCAUUCCCACUACGGUGGAAGAGAUGAUUCGGCCAACCAACUAGAGGACAAGCUGCCGGCCGGCCUUAAGAAGCAAGGCCUAAAUCCUCGCCUGGGGCGUGGAUUGAGACAAGGCCUUGACUUUAUUCCUCAAUGGAAAUGCGAGGGAAACGAGCUACAAGCCCUAUUUGAUAGGGGACAAACCGAUGGGGUCGGGGCUGCCUCUCUCUACCUCACCACCCCUGGAAUAGGGUUGGCCAGUUUUCGUGACCACUCACUCAAACUGCCUAUUCAAGGGGUCGGGGCUGCCUCUCUCUACCUCACUACCCCUGGAAUAGGGUUGGCCCGUUUUCGUGACCACUCACUCAAACUACCUAUUCAGGGGGUCGGGGCUGCCUCUCUCUACCUCACCACCCCUGGAAUAGGGUUGGCCAGUUUUCGUGACCACUCACUCAAACUGCCUAUUCAGGGGGUCGGGGCUGCCUCUCUCUACCUCACCACCCCUGAAAUAGGUUUGGCCAGUUUUCGUGACCACUUACUCAAACUGCCUAUUCAGGGGGUCGGGGCUGCCUCUCUCUACCUCACCACCCCUGAAAUAGGGUUGGCCAGUUUUCGUGACCACUCACUCAAACUGCCUAUUCAGGGGGUCGGGGCUGCCUCUCUCUACCUCACCACCCCUGGAAUAGGGUUGGCCAGUUUUCGUGACAACUCACUCAAACUGCCUAUUCAGGGGGUCGGGGCUGCCUCUCUCUACCUCACCACCCCUGGAAUAGGUUUGGCCAGUUUUCGUGACCACUUACUCAAACUGCCUAUUCAGGGGGUCGGGGCUGCCUCUCUCUACCUCACCACCCCUGAAAUAGGGUUGGCCAGUUUUCGUGACCACUCACUCAAACUGCCUAUUCAGGGGGUCGGGGCUGCCUCUCUCUACCUCACCACCCCUGGAAUAGGGUUGGCCAGUUUUCGUGACAACUCACUCAAACUGCCUAUUCAGGGGGUCGGGGCUGCCUCUCUCUACCUCACCACCCCUGGAAUAGGUUUGGCCAGUUUUCGUGACCACUUACUCAAACUGCCUAUUCAGGGGGUCGGGGCUGCCUCUCUCUACCUCACCACCCCUGAAAUAGGGUUGGCCAGUUUUCGUGACCACUCACUCAAACUGCCUAUUCAGGGGGUCGGGGCUGCCUCUCUCUACCUCACCACCCCUGGAAUAGGGUUGGCCAGUUUUCGUGACAACUCACUCAAACUGCCUAUUCAGGGGGUCGGGGCUGCCUCUCUCUACCUCACCACCCCUGGAAUAGGUUUGGCCAGUUUUCGUGACCACUUACUCAAACUGCCUAUUCAGGGGGUUGGGGCUGCCUCUCUCUACCUCACCACCCCUGGAAUAGGGUUGGCCAGUUUUCGUGACAACUCACUCAAACUGCCUAUUCAGGGGGUCGGGGCUGCCUCUCUCUACCUCACCACCCCUGGAAUAGGUUUGGCCAGUUUUCGUGACCACUUACUCAAACUGCCUAUUCAGGGGGUCGGGGCUGCCUCUCUCUACCUCACCACCCCUGGAAUAGGUUUGGCCAGUUUUCGUGACCACUUACUCAAACUGCCUAUUCAGGGGGUCGGGGCUGCCUCUCUCUACCUCACCACCCCUGAAAUAGGGUUGGCCAGUUUUCGUGACCACUCACUCAAACUGCCUAUUCAGGAUAGCUGCUUGGAGCUAAAAUGCAAGGCCGCAAACCCCGAAGCGGGGGUAUGGAGCCGGCAUCGAUCGUAUAGCAAGCUGAAAAUAGGAUACCUAUUCGAUCCUAACAUUCAGCAGAGGGUACGCAACACCAGUAGUAAUGCUGCGAAGGCAACCUCUAGUUUCGGCCCUCCCCGGGCCUUGAAUUCUGUCGUCGAUGUGGAGAAUAGGGGAUUACCCUAG
Vicia faba (fava bean) is the source of this 1959-nucleotide messenger RNA. NCBI's taxonomy places the organism in Eukaryota, Viridiplantae, Streptophyta, Magnoliopsida, Fabales, Fabaceae. The record is from the annotation of a GenBank genome assembly.